GGAGGUGCCCUUGGGGCCGAGGUGCGGCAGUGCUUGAUGCCACCCGGUGACGUCACUCAGAUGACGCCACCCGGUGACGCCACCCGGUGACGCCAGGGGCGCGCCGGUGGCGGGGGGUGGCUGGGCCGGGGCCGUCGGCGCUUAUGGAGGACGAGGACUGCCCCGACCUGGUCCCGAUAGGCGCCGACGGCGCGGAGCAGAGCGAUGCCGGCCCCGGCGGCAAGAUCCCCGUGACGAUCAUCUCGGGGUACUUAGGAGCUGGAAAAACAACUCUUCUAAAUUACAUACUGACAGAACAGCAUAAUAAAAGAAUAGCAGUUAUCCUGAAUGAAUUUGGAGAAGGAAGUGCCUUGGAGAAAUCUUUGGCAAUCAGUCAAGGGGGAGAACUCUAUGAAGAAUGGCUGGAGCUCAGAAAUGGCUGCUUGUGCUGUUCAGUAAAGGACAACGGUGUGAAAGCAAUUGAGAACCUGAUGCAAAGGAGAGGAAAAUUUGACUAUAUAUUGUUAGAAACAACUGGUUUGGCAGAUCCAGGAGCUGUGGCCUCCAUGUUUUGGGUUGAUUCUGAGCUGGGAAGUGACAUCUAUCUUGAUGGUAUAGUGUCUGUUGUUGAUGCAAAGCAUGGAUUGCAGCAUUUGACAGAGGAGAAACCAGAAGGCCUUAUUAAUGAAGCAUCUCGGCAGAUUGCAUUAGCUGAUCUUAUAAUCAUCAAUAAAACAGAUUUGGUUUCAGAGGAAGAAUUGAAUAAAGUCAGAACAUCUGUGAGGUCAAUAAAUGGACUUGUUAAAAUUCUAGAGACACAAAGAUCAAGAGUUGAUCUCUCUAAUGUCUUGGACCUACAUGCUUUUGACAGUUUAUCUGGAGUAAGUUUGCAGAAAAAGCUUGAGCAUGUAAAGACAACACAUGCACAUCUAGAUAAGGCUAUAAUUACAGUAACAUUUGAAGUGCCAGGAAAUAUAAAAGAAGAAAACUUAAAUCUCUUUAUUCAGAAUCUCCUGUGGGAGAAGAAUGUGAAAGAUAAGACUGGAUGCACCAUGGAUGUCAUAAGACUGAAGGGACUGGUAUCUAUUCAAGGCAAAUCUCAUCAAGUGAUAGUCCAAGGUGUCCAUGAGCUCUAUGACCUAGAAGAGACUUCAGUAGUCUGGAAGGAAGAUGAAAAGAGAACAAACAGGCUGGUCCUAAUUGGCAGGAACCUGGAUAAGGAGAUCAUCAAAGAAGUAUUCAUAGCCACUGUGAGAGAAGAAGGAGGAAACAGUUGACAUAAAACUAUAAAGAAAGAUGAAAUGUCUGGUUUGAUUCUGCAAGGAUUUUAGGGGAGAAAAGACUGAAUGGCAUGGACUAUUGUAGUUUCUAUAUCCUCUUGCAGUUUAUGCAACAGUUGAACCCUGAAGUCUUCCUAAGAAUUCCAGCUAACCUACUGCUUUAAGAUUAGCUCUUAUGGUCUAGAAUCAAACACAAUUCUCCUUUUUGGAUUUGGCUGAAGCUGUGUCAGCAACAUCAUGUAACUGUGCAGAAAUGGAGAGAGGCAAAAGGCUGUUAGGAAGCAUUACUGUAAGGGUAUGGGAAACAUGUUUGAAGCCUAGUGCUUUCUCUUGCUAACUCUCUUCCACUGGGAAUGAAGCAAUAGUGAUUAUUGCCAGUGAUGUAAUCACAGUACAAAAUGUUUAGUGUUUACUAUUAAACUGUCUUCCAUCUCUUUCCACUUGCUUUGUGAUUUUUGAGUGUAUGCACCCAUCCCAGGUACUGUUCUACCUGUAAACCUGUUGUGUAAUGAAACCAAAUACACAGGUAGCAGAGGCACAAGAUCAUGUGGAGUAAAUGCUGUCUACAAAAAAGCUGUGAAUGCAGUGUUUGGUCACAUUGUCAGCAGUUUGAAAGAGGUAGCUGAACUCUUCGAUCUUCUAGGCCAUCACCCUGGCAGUUCACGAUCUGGGGAAAUGAGGACUGCACAUUUCCACUGUGUUCAGGCUGUUCUGCAAUUUUUUCUUAUGGGGUUCUGUGACACUACUUUGAAAACCUAGUGUGAAGAUUUUAUCUCUCUACUCAUUACAAUUUAGAGUUUAACUUCCUGCCCUGUACAUUCUCCAGUACUCUCUGUUCACCUCUUAGCUUUAGAGGAAUUUUGACUACAGCUGUGUGAAAGCAAAAUGAGUCAAUGCAGGAAGAUAAUAUAGAAUUAGAAAUGUUUGCAAACAAAAUUCUAGAACAUGCAGUUCUGAAGGAUGGACUUUCAGCUAUAGUGCUUGCUGUGGAUGCUUGGUGAUGUGUCUGAGUAAGCAGAAACUUGUUUUCACUACAAGGAGUGUUUUACUUGUCUCACAGCUAACAUUAAAAAUAAAGAAAGAGGGCCAUUCUCUCAGUCUCCUUCA
This is a messenger RNA of Onychostruthus taczanowskii (white-rumped snowfinch), 2366 nucleotides long. RefSeq names its product COBW domain-containing protein 1-like. The transcript is spliced from 15 exons. The record is from RefSeq and is a predicted model, not a curated record. NCBI's taxonomy places the organism in Eukaryota, Metazoa, Chordata, Aves, Passeriformes, Passeridae. Gene Ontology annotation, cellular component: cytoplasm. The coding region runs from base 144 to 1256 and encodes 370 amino acids.